This is a messenger RNA of Nicotiana tabacum (common tobacco), 966 nucleotides long. RefSeq lists its product as uncharacterized. NCBI's taxonomy places the organism in Eukaryota, Viridiplantae, Streptophyta, Magnoliopsida, Solanales, Solanaceae. The record is from RefSeq and is a predicted model, not a curated record.
AUGGAUGUACUAGAUCAGGAAGAUGCAUCUGUUGGUGAUACUAGCGUCGCUGUCGCGAAGAGCACCGGAAUAGAUCCGAGUGAUCCGCUCUAUCUACAUCCAUCAAACAACCUUAGAGCGAUGCUCGUCUCAGUUCCUUUCAGUGGAAUUGGGUAUAGAUAUUCGAGGUGUAGUGUCAUGCGAGGUUUUUCCAUCAAAAAUAAGUUAGGAUUUAUAAGUGGGGAGUGCAAAUUACCAGAUCCUCAGUCUCAAAGGUUUCGUCAGUGGGAGCGAUGCGACGAUAUGGUAACAUCUUGGAUUGUAAAUUCACUCUCCAAAGACAUUGCAGACACUGUGGAAUAUGCUAAUAAUGCUGGUGUGCUGGACAUUACGGGUUAUUACAUUAAGUUGAAAAAGCUCUGGGAAGAGCUGAAUACUUUGAGUAAGAAGACACACUACAACUGUACCUUUACCUGUGGUGCCAAGGAGAACAUGGACAAGGCCGAGCAGGACAGGAGAUUAAUACAGUUCCUCGUGGGACUUAAUGGGAUCUACAAUGUCGUCUGUGGAAGCUAUUUUAUGAUGACUCUGCUGCCAACUCUUGCACAGGCUUUUUCACUACUCAUUCAAGAUGAGAAGCAAAGAGAGAUCAAACCAAAUAACCAAAUAUUUCUUGAGUCUACUGCCCUAAAUAUCAACACAUCAAAACUUGGUACCUACAGAACAAAUUACUCUGCCAAUAACAAUUCCACUGGAGGCAAUAGGCCUCGACCAUUUUGUGACUAUUGUAAGAGACCAGGGCAUACCAAGGACAAGUACUACAAACUGCACGGGUACCCUCAGAGCUUUGGAAAUUCACACACUCAGAGUUCAAAUGCAGGACAGAAUAUGAAUCAAGCUGUAAGGUUUAACAAGAGAAGGAGAAUAGUAGCCAGUGUGCAAGGUACCCAUACUGAAGCAAUGCUGGCUAAAAAUGAUGGAUCAUAA